This is a messenger RNA of Camellia sinensis, 1894 nucleotides long. RefSeq lists its product as uncharacterized. The record is from RefSeq and is a predicted model, not a curated record. NCBI's taxonomy places the organism in Eukaryota, Viridiplantae, Streptophyta, Magnoliopsida, Ericales, Theaceae. Gene Ontology annotation, molecular function: dGTPase activity. Gene Ontology annotation, biological process: dGTP catabolic process. Gene Ontology annotation, cellular component: nucleus.
UCCGUCUCCCCACACACACACCACUCUCUCUCUCUCUCUCUCUCUCGUUUGUGUGAACGACGAGAAUGGGAGCUUGCUACAACGAAGACCAGCCGAGGUUCAGCUACGCAGCAUCAAUGGAGGAUCCGCGAUCCUCGAAGCUUGUUCACGAUAACGUCCACGGAAACAUCUAUCUCGAUCAAUAUCAGUGGAUGAAAUUAGGCAGCAUCUACCGUGCCUAUUCUUAUUUAGAAGCUUCACCUGACUUUAAGCCAUUGGUGCUCUGUAAAUUCUUAAAAACUUUAUUAUGUUUCUGUGGAUUGCAGCUCUCUUUGAAGUUCAUCGAUACUGAACAGUUUCAGAGACUUCGCGAUCUAAAGCAACUCGGUGUAACACACUUGGUUUAUCCAGGGGCUGUACAUUCUCGGUUUGAGCAUUCACUUGGGGUUUAUUGGCUAGCUUGUGAAGCUAUUCAUAGAAUUAAAAACUACCAAGGCCUCGAGCUUGACAUUAAACCUUUUGAUAUUCAGACAGUAAAACUUGCUGGAUUAUUGCAUGAUGUGGGCCAUGGGCCUUUCAGCCACUUGUUUGAGCGCGAUUUUCUUCCCCGGGUUGUCAAUGGCUCCAAAUGGUCUCACGAGGAAAUGUCUCUAAAGAUGAUAGACCACAUAGUUGAUGUGCACAACAUUGAUAUUAAACCUGAUAUUCUUAAGACAGUGAAGGAAAUGAUAAUUGCUAGCCCUGAAAAUGCUCCAUCAAAAAGUUCAAAAGAAAAGCGUUUCUUAUAUGAUAUUGUCGCAAAUGGUCGAAAUGGAAUAGAUGUUGACAAAUUUGAUUACAUUCUUCGUGACUCUCGUGCCUGUGGACUAGGCUGCAAUUUCCAGUUUCAGAGGCUAUUGGAAAAUAUGCGAGUUAUCGAUGAUGAAAUAUGUUAUCGUGCUAAGGAACGUCUUACGAUCCACCAUUUAUUCACCUCUCGUGCUGAUCUUCAUCGACAAGUAUAUAUGCAUGCCAAAGUAAAGGCAAUAGAACUCAUGCUUGUAGAUGCCCUGACAAAAGCAAAUGAUCAUCUUCAAAUUGCAUCCAGCAUUCACGAUCCAGCUGCUUACUGGAAGUUAGAUGACACAAUAAUAAAAACCAUUGAAAUUGAUCCCGACCCAGCGCUCAAGGAAUCUAGAGAUCUGAUCCUACGGAUCCGGAGAAGGGACCUGUACCAGUUCUGCAACGAGUUUGCUGUUCCCAAGAACCAGCUGGAGCACUUCAAAAAUGUCACUCCCCAAGAUAUCAUUUGCUCCCAGAAAACUGGUGUUACGCUGAAGGAAGAAGAUGUUGCUGUCUGCAACGUCAAAAUUGAUUUGACCCGUGGAAGGAAUAAUCCUGUUGAAUGGAUCAACUUCUUCAAGGACUAUGACAGCGAAGAGAAAUUCCACAUACAGGACGACUGCAUCAGUCACUUGCUGCCUGCAUAUUAUCAAGAUAUGAUAGUGAGGGUGUACUCUAAAAAGCCUGAAUUGGUUGAAGCAGUUUCCUUGGCCUUUGAGAAUUUUCAGACGAGGACGUAUGGGAGGAAAAUCCAAGUGCACGCAACUCCUGAGAAAAAGAAACACCGAAGGUAAUACUUCAAUUGUUUGCCUCAUCUUGCUUUCCGAUGGAUAAAAUGUACAUAUUCCACAAGCAGAUGUGUAAAGAACUUCUCUCUCUAAACUAUGAUAAGUACAGCUUGAUUUCUGUUUGGUACUCUUAUGUACGUGAUGUUUUAAGUUCCAGAACAACUUUAACAUGCCAAAUUAUAGUGGCAUUUGAAAGCUUUUGACAAAGAAAUUCUAUUUCCACACACUUUUUAGUCUUUGUACACACACUUAAUGAAAUAAUUUUUUAUUACAAUUUUAUCAUAAAAUAAAAUGACCAUAAUGGA